GAGCCAGAGUAAAUGCCAAAGACAACAAGUGGCUCACUCCUCUGCACCGGGCCUUGGCUUCCUGCAGUGAGAUGGUGAGGCUGCUUCUCUCCAGAGGAGCCAACAUUAAUGCCUUUGACAAGAAGGAUCGCCGAGCAAUCCACUGGGCUGCUUACAUGGGGCACAUUGAGGUGGUGAAACUGCUGGCCUCUCAUGGAUCAGAGGUGUCCUGUAAAAACAAGAAGGCCUACACCCCUCUCCACUCUGCAGCCUCCAGUGGAAUGAUCAGUGUGGUCAAGUACCUCCUGGACCUUGGUGUGGAUGAUGUGGUGGUGAAUGAGCUGAUCGAGUGUGGCGCCAACGUGAACCAGGUGUACGAGAAGGGUUUCGCCCCACUCCACUUCACGGCCGCCUCGCGCCAUGGGGCGCUCUGCCUGGAGCUGCUGGUGGGCAACGGGGCCCUCGUCAACAUCAAGAGUAAAGAUGGAAAGACCCCCCCUCCACAUGACGGCCAUCCACGGGACGCUUCUCCAGAUCUCAAGCCAUCAUCCAGAAUGGCGGGCGUCCAUGGGAUGUUCCGCCUCCACCUGUCUGCUCUCAGUGGGUUCUCUGACUGCUGUCGGAAGCUCCUCUCAUCAGGCUUUGAUAUAGACACCCCUGACGACUUUGGAAGGACCUGUUUACAUGCUGCAGCAGCUGUUGGGAACCUGGACUGUCUGAAUCUGCUGCUCAACACAGGGGCAGACUUCAACAGAAAGGACAGCUUCGGAAGGAGUCCUCUGCAUUAUGCGGCAGCCAAUUGUAACUACCAGUGUCUGUUUGCCUUGGUGGGGUCUGGGGCCAGUGUGAACGAUCUGGAUAAAAGGGGUUGCACCCCGCUCCACUACGCUGCUGCCUCCGACACAGACGGAAAGUGUCUGGAAUAUUUGCUGCGAAACGACGCUAACCCAGGGAUCAGGGACAAUCAGGGCUACAACGCCCAGUCCAUUACGCGUCUGCGUACGGACACCGCCUCUGCGUACCACGGCCACCACCAUGCUAUGGAGGUCCUGGUUCAGUCUCUGCUGGAUCUAGACGUGAGGAACAGCCAGGGGCGCACCCCUCUGGACCUGAAUGCCUUUAAAGGCCAUGUGGAGUGUGUUGGCGUCCUCAUCAACCAGGGAGCCUCCAUCCUGGUUAAAGACUUCACCCUGAAGAGGACCCCCAUCCACGCUGCAGCUACCAACGGUCAUUCGGAGUGUUUGCGUUUGCUGAUUGGAAAUGCUGACCUCCAGAGUGCAGUGGACGUUCAAGGCGGGGAAUGGACAGCGUUGACGGGUCAUGAGGAGUGUGUGGAGGCCCUGCUGCAGCACAGCGCCAGCUUCCUGGUUCGGGACUGUAAGGGGCGGACCCCUGUCCACCUGGUGGCGGCAUCCGGACACAUCGGGGUGCUGGGGGGGGCUCCUACACGCCGCCCACACCGCCAUGACACGUGUGUAGAGGUGCUGCUGGAACAGGAGGUUUUCCACAAGACCGAGGGCAACUCGUUCAGCCCCCUCCACUGUGCUGUGAUCAAUGACAACGAGGGGGCUGCAGAGAUGCUGAUUGACACUCUGGGGCCGGCCAUUGUCAACGCCACUGACACCAAGAGACCCCCCCUGCAUGCGGCGGCUUUCACGGACCACGUGGAGUGUCUUCAGCUGCUGCUGGGCCACAACGCCCAGGUCAACUCCCCCGAUGCCUCCGGGAAGACCUCCCCUCAUGAUGAGCUGUUGGUGAGCAGUGCCAAAGCAGAGCUCACCCUGCAGGAUGCAGUCAAGAACACUGCUCUUCAUCUGGCCUGCAGUAAGGGGCAUGAAACCAGUGCUUUGUUGAUAUUGGAGAAGAUUACAGACAGGAACCUCAUCAACUCGACUAACGCAGCCUUACAGGCGCCGUUACACGUUGCAGCCAGAAAUGGUCUGGCGGUGGUGGUUCAGGAGCUACUAGUGAAGGGUGCUAGCGUGCUAGCAGUCGAUGAGAAUGGUUACACGCCUGCCUUGGCCUGCGCCCCCAACAAAGGCGUGGCGGACUGCCUGGCGCUGAUCCUGGCCACCAUGAUGCCCGUGUCCCCCUGCAACCCGGCGCCCAGCCUGUCCUUCAGUGCCAUUAACCACUACACCACCAGCCCCUCCAAGAGUGUGACCUUCGACAGCCUGCCCGUGCUGCGCAGCGAGCACAGCUCCUACUGCAGCUUCAACAACAUCGGCCACCGCGACCACGAUGGAGGCUUCUACAAGGAUGAGGAACUCAACGACUCAGACUCAGAGACAUACUGA
Coregonus clupeaformis (lake whitefish) is the source of this 2276-nucleotide messenger RNA. RefSeq names its product serine/threonine-protein phosphatase 6 regulatory ankyrin repeat subunit A-like. The record is from RefSeq and is a predicted model, not a curated record. The annotation marks the transcript as partial. Gene Ontology annotation, molecular function: protein binding. Lineage: Eukaryota; Metazoa; Chordata; Actinopteri; Salmoniformes; Salmonidae. The transcript is spliced from 19 exons.